Dendroctonus ponderosae (mountain pine beetle) is the source of this 1145-nucleotide messenger RNA. Its product is annotated as 3'-5' ssDNA/RNA exonuclease TatD. Gene Ontology annotation, cellular component: cytosol. Gene Ontology annotation, molecular function: single-stranded DNA 3'-5' DNA exonuclease activity. The transcript has 7 exons. Lineage: Eukaryota; Metazoa; Arthropoda; Insecta; Coleoptera; Curculionidae. The record is from RefSeq and is a predicted model, not a curated record.
CUGUGAUCUGUGGUGACAACCCUAAAGAUUAUUAGAGCACUGCGUUCCAUGGCUACUGAAAGUGUUCACACAGUUGCCGAAGACCUGAUGAAGGCAGCUAAAAUGGAAAAGUGCUACGAGAAUUACAUUCUAAUCGAUGUGGGGGCUAAUCUAACGAAUAAGAAAUAUGGUAGAGAUUUGGAUAGUGUGGUGCAAAGGGCGAAAGAUUCAGGAGUGCAGAAAAUAAUGGUAACUGGCACCUCAGUGAAAGCUAGCAAAGAAGCAUUGAGAUUAACUAGGAUAUAUCCAGGAACCUUGUAUUCCACAGCUGGUAUUCAUCCGCAUGAUGCAAAGUCGUAUGACGAAGAAUCAUGGCAGGAAUUGUGUCGAAUAGUGCAAAAUACGGAAUGUGUUGCUGUUGGCGAAUGUGGCCUGGACUACAAUCGAAAUUUUUCAAAUCCUGAAGAUCAAAAGGCAGUUUUCGAAAAACAUAUAAAACUAGCAAUUGAGCACAAUAAGCCUCUAUUUGUCCACGAACGAGACGCUUUUAGCGACUUAUCCGAAAUUCUGGAUAAGUAUGCGAAUAAACUGCCCCCCGUUUUGGUUCACUGCUUCACUGGGAGUGUGGAAAACGCCUUGGCGUAUCUGCAAAAGGGAUAAUACAUAGGAUUAACCGGUUACUUAUGUAAAGACAAAUCAGAUACCGGCGUUCGGAAGCUGCUAGUGGAUAAUUUGAUCCCAUUGGAUAGGCUGGUGGUGGAAACUGACGCACCGUUUAUGUAUCCCAAUACCAGAGCAUCGAAGCUACCUACUAAUGUAAAAGAGGGUCUAACAGAACGAUCCAUGACAUUCUUACAUCGUUACUGCACUUUUCAACGAAACGAGCCUUGUUCAUUGCCUGCCAUUGUCGAAAUGAUCGCAGCCUUUAUGGAUAAGAAGCCUGAAGAAGUGGCGUUAGCAAGUUCCUUCAAUGCCAUGAAGCUGUUUGGUCUAACGUAAGCAUAUGAAAUUUAUUCGAAAUUUUACCGUAGUUAAAGAUGCGAAAAGCUCAAUCAAAAAAUUCAGUGGUGUUCAUAUAAUUACGAGACAAGAUUGAAAAAUGACAAAUUGUUAUAUUAUUUAUUGUAUCUAAAUAGAGAUUAAACGAAAUAUAUUUUUGGGUCAAA